This is a messenger RNA of Tetrahymena thermophila SB210, 1524 nucleotides long. RefSeq names its product cytochrome P450 family monooxygenase. Gene Ontology annotation, molecular function: heme binding; oxidoreductase activity, acting on paired donors, with incorporation or reduction of molecular oxygen; monooxygenase activity. Lineage: Eukaryota; Ciliophora; Oligohymenophorea; Hymenostomatida; Tetrahymenidae. The transcript has a single exon. The record is from RefSeq and is a predicted model, not a curated record.
AUGAUAAUAUUAAUUGCAAGUCUCUUAACAAUUCUUACUUUUUGUAUUUUACUAUUAAUCUUUUCACCUAAGAUUAAGCUUUUACAUUUAGCAAAAAAGUACAAAGAUACUGAAGUUUUAUUCUCACCAGUAGGGGGAAUAGUUAAUCUUUAUUAGCAAUCUUUUGAGAAGUAUGGGGAUGCUCUCUACUUUAUACGGGAUUUAAUUUAAAAAAAGCCUAAUACAAAAGCUAUAUUGUACAAUUUAGGAGUAGAUAUUGUAGUUAACUUUUAAGAUGCUGAAUUGGUUAAGGAAGUUCAUUAGAGCUACAGCGAUUACUAUGAGAAGCUUAAAGGAAUUUUAACUCUAUAAUAUCUUUUUGAUAAAGGAAUGCUUAUGACUGAUGGUGAUGAGUGGUAAAAAUAAAGAAAACUCUUGGCAAAUACUUUUCUAUUCUAAAACAUCAAAAGUAGACUUCCUGUGACAAAAUAAGUUGUAUAGGAAAUCUAUUCUAGCAAGUAAUUAGAUCUUUCUAAACCAAUAAACGCACUUCAUAUGAGUGAAAAAGUUACUUCAGAUGUAAUUUUCCAAACUUUCUUUGGUAUUAGCUUUAGAGGUAAAUAAAUUAAUGGAGUAGAAAUUCAAAAAGAGCUGUCAAAUGUACUUAUUGAAGGUUUUAACUACAUAUAGAGUUCAUUUUACUAUAAAUUAAAAAUGGUUAUCUUAAAAGAAAAAGCUGUUGGGUUCAAGCCUUUUAAAGGAGAAGAAGAUCUUUUAAAAAGAAUGAAAAAUCUUAGAGAUACAACAGAAGAAGUUAUCUAAAACCGCUUAAAAUAGAUUAAAAGCGGUAAUUUGGAUAUUUCAUAAAGUGAGCUAUUUCUUGAUAUCCUUCUGAGAGAUUACAUCUAAAAAAACUCUGAAAGUGAGAAAGAUAUUUAGCAAAUGAUUGAUUAAUUUAUGACAUUCUUCUUCGGAGGCACUGAUACUACAGCAGACUUGGUUGCACUGACUCUUUAUCAUUUAUCUCACAAUUAAAAUUUUUAAACUAAACUUCGCUAAGAAAUUAAGAGCAUAAUAAAUAACUUCGAAGAGUUAAACUAUGACAACUUAAAUUAAAUGAACUACUUAUAGUGUGUAAUUAAAGAAUCUUUGAGAAUACAUCCCCCAGCUGUAGGAGUACUCCCAAGAGUUUGCAUAAAAGAUCACAAAGUAGGAUAAAUUGAAAUGAAAAAAGGUAUGUUGAUGGAUACACAUUUUAUUGGAGUACUCAAUAAUCCAAAAUACUAUGAUAAUCCACAAGAUUUUAAUCCUGAUAGAUGGAAUGACAGUAAGAAAAUGGAAUCAGCCCCCUUUUCACCCUUUGGUAUUGGAAAAAGAAGUUGCAUUGGACAACACUUAGGAAUGAUGAAUGCCAAAGUAAUCAUCUGCUUUUUAGUAAUGAACUACUUAGUAAAGCCAAAUCAUCAGCAAAAACUUAGAAUGAGUUUAAACACAGUUUACACUCCAUUUAAUGAUGAUCUCGUGUAUUUUGAAAAAAUAAAUUGA